Arachis duranensis is the source of this 2797-nucleotide messenger RNA. RefSeq names its product protein NSP-INTERACTING KINASE 2. Lineage: Eukaryota; Viridiplantae; Streptophyta; Magnoliopsida; Fabales; Fabaceae. The transcript has 11 exons. Gene Ontology annotation, molecular function: protein binding; ATP binding; protein kinase activity. The record is from RefSeq and is a predicted model, not a curated record. Gene Ontology annotation, biological process: protein phosphorylation.
CAGGCAUGUUGGUUCUCUUUAUAGUCUUUUUACCACUUGGUUUUUCUCGUCUCUCAGCUUCAAAGCCUGACACCAAAGAGUGGGAGUGAGUGCAACUUUUUUUUCCUCAAGCUUGAAAACAAGAAGAGGGAAUUGUACAAGGCACACACCCCUUUUCUGAUGUAAACAGUAACAUGUAAGUAACAAACCAAAACAUGUAUUUGGUGUGAAUUCUACCUAAGCUUAGCUUUGAAUCCUUCAAAACCUGCUCGUUCCACUUACCUCAUCCUAUUAUUCAGAGAUAAUAACAAGUAUCUGAGUUCAAUUGAUCCUUCAACUCCAAACCCAAAUGGAAAAGAGACAAGGGAACAUAGCUUUCUUUCUUUUAGCUUUCUUCUUGUGCUUCUUCAUGUGGACUUCUUCAGUUACUGCUUUGCUUUCUUCUAAAGGUGUCAAUUAUGAAGUUGUAGCUUUGAUAGACUUGAAGAGCAAUCUAAAGGAUCCUCGUAAUGUUCUUAGUAAUUGGGAUGAUAAUGCUGUUGAUCCUUGCAGUUGGGCCAUGGUUUCUUGUUCUGCUGAUCGUUUUGUUGUUACUCUAGCAAUUCCAAGCCAAAAUUUAUCUGGUACACUUUCACCAAGCAUAGGCAACUUAACAAACCUUCAGACUGUGUGAGUAAACUUAAAUAAUAUAACAGGACCUAUACCCUCUGAGAUUGGGAGGCUACAGAAGCUUGAAACUCUUGAUCUUUCUGAGAACUCUUUCAUUGGUCAACUUCCAGAUACUCUGUCCCAUAUGAAUGGUCUCCAUUAUUUGCGGUUAAAUAACAACAGUUUCUAUGGAGCAAUUCCUUCCUCUUUAGCUGAUAUGUCCCAGCUUGCCUUUCUGGACAUCUCUUACAAUAACUUGAGUGGACCAGUGCCUAGAAUAAAUGCAAAAUCAUUCAAUAUUGUAGGCAAUCCUCAAAUAUGUAAUAGCAAUGGACUCGAGCAGCACUGUUUCAAAACAACACUGAUUCCUUCUGCCAUUAAUAGUUCUCAAGAUUCACAAUCCUCCAAUGGACCAAAGAGCCACAAAAUGGCGUUGGCGGUUGCUUCAAGCCUAAGCUGCAUCUGCUUACUAAUUCUUGGGUUCGGAUUCCUCCUUUGGUGGAGACAAAGAUAUAACAAGCAAAUAUUCUUUGAUGUUAAUGAACAACACCAUGAAGAGGUUUGCCUAGGGAACCUGAAGAAAUUCAAUUUCAGAGAACUUCAAGUUGCAACAAACAACUUCAGCAGCAAGAACUUGGUUGGAAAAGGUGGUUUUGGAAAUGUGUACAAAGGGUACCUUCCAGAUGGUACAGCCAUAGCAGUGAAGAGGCUGAAAGAUGGUAAUGCCAUUGGUGGUGAGAUCCAAUUCCAGACAGAAGUUGAGAUGAUCAGCUUAGCUGUCCACCGGAAUCUCCUUCGCCUUUAUGGAUUUUGCAUGACAGCAACGGAGAGGCUCUUGGUUUACCCCUACAUGUCCAACGGCAGUGUCGCCUACCGUCUUAAAGUGAAGCCAGGCCUGGAUUGGGGUACAAGGAAGAGAAUAGCAAUAGGAGCUGCAAGAGGAUUGCUAUAUCUGCAUGAGCAGUGUGAUCCAAAGAUUAUUCAUAGGGAUGUGAAAGCUGCAAACAUCUUGCUGGAUGAUUACUGUGAGGCAGUUGUAGGAGAUUUUGGACUGGCAAAGUUGUUGGAUCACCGCGACUCGCACGUGACAACGGCCGUUAGAGGGACUGUAGGGCACAUAGCCCCUGAAUAUCUCUCAACUGGUCAGUCCUCUGAGAAAACUGAUGUCUUUGGCUUUGGAAUCCUUCUUCUUGAGCUCAUUUCUGGCCAAAGAGCCCUUGAAUUUGGGAAAGCAGCAAAUCAGAAAGGAGCUAUGCUUGAUUGGGUGAAGAAGAUCCAUCUAGAGAAGAAAAUAGACUUGCUAGUUGACAAGGAACUGAAGAAUAACUAUGACAGGAUUGAGCUUGAUGAGAUUGUUCAAGUAGCUUUGUUAUGCACUCAAUACCUUCCAAGCCAUAGGCCAAAGAUGUCUGAGGUAGUUAGGAUGCUUGAAGGAGAUGGUCUUGCUGAGAAAUGGGAGGCAUCACAGACAGCAGAGUCGACUCGAAGCAGAGGGAAUGAACUCUCUUCUUCGGAGCGAUACUCCGAUCUCACUGAUGACUCUUCAUUGCUUGCCCAAGCAAUGGAACUUUCCGGACCAAGAUAACAUAAAAUACAUGUAUCCAGGAGGUUUAAGGUUGGUAGAGAUUAGAGAAGGAAGAAAAAUAAGGGUAUGGAUCUUCACAUCAAAUUUUCAAGUGAGCUUGUUACCUAUGAUUUCUCACUCAUUUUUAGUCCACUUAUCUGCCCCUAUAAAAAUUUGGUAUAUUUUUAUAUCAAUCCUUUUUCUAAAUACAUUGAUCUAAAAUUUUAUUUGAUUUUCAUAGUUGCAGAUGAAGAAAAGGAAAAAAAAUUAUUUAUUUGGAUUUCACUUUUAAAUUAAUGUAUUGAGAGAUCAUACGUAGUAAUAUCGCAUGGGAACGCAUGAGAGGAUUCUAUAUUCCUGGAAAUAACCAUCUUGUUCUUUUUUUUUUCCUUAACUGUACAUAAUCCGAAUUGAGGCACUGACUUAUAGUUUAUAGAUGAGUGUUGUUAUUUGUGUGUAUUUCACUAUAUUUUAGAGUGCUUCAACUUCUUAGAAUAAUGUUCACAGACUGUACUCAAACUGUUAAUAGUUUACAUUGUUAAUGUGACUUCUGUAUGAAAUAUUCCAUUUGACUUUUGUAUAAACAAUUGCAUGUUUGGUGCGAAA